This is a messenger RNA of Pelmatolapia mariae (spotted tilapia), 938 nucleotides long. It is a transcript of the gene phpt1, whose product is annotated as phosphohistidine phosphatase 1. Bases 237 to 623 code for a protein of 128 amino acids. NCBI's taxonomy places the organism in Eukaryota, Metazoa, Chordata, Actinopteri, Cichliformes, Cichlidae. The transcript is spliced from 3 exons. Gene Ontology annotation, molecular function: protein histidine phosphatase activity. The record is from RefSeq and is a predicted model, not a curated record. Gene Ontology annotation, biological process: peptidyl-histidine dephosphorylation. Gene Ontology annotation, cellular component: cytosol.
ACUUGAUUUUGCCGGCUAGCUGUAUUAUGGCGGUGAUAGGAGGAAACUAGAUGAUGUCUUUUAUUUUGCAAUGAUUUAUAGCUUUUGCAUUCCCGUCCAGAUUAUAAUAUAGAGAUAUAAACGUGUUACUUCCGUAUUAGUUUUAGUUUCUACGCAUAGACACGAAGCUUGUUUGGAAAAUCCGAGCGUUUCGCUUGCUGCUUGCUUUGCUAGUGUGCUCCUUGAGAAGUUUAGACAUGUGCACACAGACGAAGGCGGCUGCUCUCAUGGCCAACAUACCGCAGGCAGACAUCGACCCUUCCGGGGUAUUUAAGUACGUCUUGAUCCGUGUUCAUAGCCGAGAGGAGGGGGACGACUCGGAGGUGGAUAUAGUCCGAGGAUACGGCUGGGCUGAGUACCACGCUGACAUCUAUGAGAAGGUAGCAGAGGAGCUGGAAAGGGACGGGCACUUGGACUGUGAGUGUAUAGGAGGAGGGAGAAUCAAACAUGACCCCCAGGCCAAGAAGAUCCAUGUCUACGGAUACUCCAUGGGAUUCGGAAGAGCAAACCAUGCAGUGACCACUGAGAAACUCAAGGUUCGGUAUCCAGACUCUGAGGUGACCUGGGAUAAUGAAGGCUACUGAAAUGAACUUUAAACAGCUUCUACUUGAUUCCCUGUAACCCUGGACUGAUGUAUUUUUUUUGUAACCCUUCGUUAUCAGGCUAAACACAUUUAGGAUUUUUCUUUUUAUUAAUACAACAGCUUUAAGUUUUCACCUUCCUUCCUUGUGUAAAACAUAACAGCUUUUCGUAGUGUAGCUAAUAAUUUAAUGAAUGUAAUUUGUCAUGUGGAAACAUUUUAAAUAAAUGACUGCCUGCGCUGGCUUUGCAGAUUACCGCCCUCUCCUUCACUGACUCGUUUUAGAGUCAUGAUCCCUCAUAAAUUUCUUUGGAAAUUA